AUGGCAGGUCUGACUCUACUCUUCGGAGUCUUAGCCGUUAGUGCGUUGGGACAAACCCAGACCAUAGAAGUACGUCAUGGAGUCGUUGAGCUUACCUUGGAACCGCAAAUCACUGGGGGUUUCUUACUGGCGAUGACCGAAGGAAAUGAUAGAAAAGUUUUGGGCCAGAUUGGACGUACUCAAUACUCCGUAUAUACGUCCGAGGAGAUAGAGGGCGGAGUUCUUAUUCGUAUUGGGUCUGCUAAUCUAACUGUUCGAACCUUAUACGAUGAUGUAAUAGAUGCAAGAGGCAUUAAAAUCAAGUGGGACACUAAAGAGCCACUCCGUUUUGAAGAUUGCUAUGAUUUUGGCGACAAGCAUUGGUAUGGCGGACCCAUGCAGGAGACACAAAUAUAUCCCAUACAGGAUGCCAAUCAUACAUACACGGCCUACGUUACUCGAGAAGCUGAUAACGCUAACAUAGUCGAAAGAUACUGGCUUAACUCCGCAGGAGAAUACAUCUACGUACACCCACAAGUACCACUAUUUGUAGACUACAACCAACUCAAUCCGAAUCACAUAUGCUUCGGCGCACAAGUAGCUGAACCUUACUCAUCUAAAAGAAAUCACACUGAGCUCUCCUACGACAUCUGGUUCCUAUCAGAUGUUAAAGCAGCGCACAAGCAUGCUGUAGCAAAUUAUCUUGGGAAACCGUCAGACUUACCGGAUUACCGAAUGGUUCAGCAUCCGAUUUGGUCGACGUGGGCUCAGUAUUCUUAUGACGUGUCUGGACAAGAUGUUAUCGAUUUCGCUCAAGAGAUAAGGGCGUACGGUUUUAAUGAUUCCCAGCUGGAAAUCGACGAUCUCUGGGAGACAUGUUACGGAUCUCUUGAAGUGGAUACAAAUAAGUUCAUGAAUUUAACUCAUUUGAUUGAGGAAGUAAAGGCGCUUGGAUUUCGUGUAACCAUUUGGUUGCAUCCGUUUAUAAAUAGUAACUGUGAGCCUUGGUAUAGUGAAGCUUUGGAAAAUGGCUACCUGGUAUUGAAUGAGGAUGGCAGUCCAGAAGGUUCAUGGUGGAACACAAAUGGAACAAGUCCUGGACACAUCGAUUUUACAAAUCCCCAAGCAGCUAAUUGGUGGUCUAAAAGAGUUAGGAAUCUUUUAGAAACCUAUGGCAUUGAUAGCGCCAAGUUCGAUGCUGGACAGAGUAGUUAUACGCCUCAGAUACCAGUGCAAAAUGGAGACAUAGAUUUGCACCCACACCACAUAGUACAGGCGUUUGUAAGGACCUGUGCUGAAUUUGGAGAUAUGGUGGAAGUCAGAGGAGGAUUUAUGACUCAAGAUCUUCCAAUAUACGUCCGCAUGGUAGAUAGAGACUCUAUCUGGGGGCUUAACAACGGUCUUCCAACCCUCAUCACCACAACUCUCCAAAUGAACCUGAACGGUUAUCCGUUCGUUUUGCCUGAUAUGAUUGGUGGAAACGGAUUCAAUCUUAACCAUACACAGGCAGAUGUGCCGUCAAAAGAGCUCUUUAUACGAUGGGUGCAGGCUAACACGUUCCUUCCGGUGAUGCAGUACUCUUAUGUACCAUGGAAUUUUGACAACGAGACAAUAGAAAUCAGCAAAAAAUAUACUGAUCUUCAUGCCGCUUACGCCGCUGAGAUCUACGCAGCAAUGGGAGAAGCUGUGGAACAGGGAAGUCCAGUGAACCCGCCCCUCUGGUGGAUCGCGCCUAGCGACCCGGAGGCACUCGUUAUAUGGGAUGAAUACCUACUCGGUGAAGAAAUCCUCGUUGCUCCAGUUCUCGUGGAGGGUGGGAGAUCCCGUAACAUAUACCUUCCGGAGGGCAUCUGGUACGAGGAAGGGGAUAUGAAUAGAGCUCACGUGGGGCCAAUAUGGCUGAAGAAUCACCCAGCACCCCUGGACUACUUGCCAUACUUUGUUAAAGAUCAUAAUAUUGAACCUAAUUCAGCUAUGACGUUAAGUUUUAGUUUUGCUUUGAUAGUAUUGUUAUUAGCAGUUAAUUUGGGUUCUGGCUUAUAA
This is a messenger RNA of Pieris macdunnoughi, 2022 nucleotides long. Lineage: Eukaryota; Metazoa; Arthropoda; Insecta; Lepidoptera; Pieridae. The record is from the annotation of a GenBank genome assembly.